Molecule: messenger RNA, 1269 nt
Organism: Racocetra fulgida
Lineage: Eukaryota; Fungi; Glomeromycota; Glomeromycetes; Diversisporales; Gigasporaceae
Source: the annotation of a GenBank genome assembly
AUGGAUACCGAAUCGUUUGACCAUGGAGAAGGUUUUGAGUAUUGUGACCCCGAUGUUGACUACGAGAUAUUGUAUGAUAAUGAAAGCUACCUUGAAAAUACAUCCAAAAUUCCAUCUACUCCAAAGACCACAACGGAUAAAAGUAUAAUGACUGAUCACGAAUAUGCUAGUAAAGAUUUUGCAUUUGAUGAAAGAGCACUAAAUCAUGCGAAAAAUUUUGUAAUAUCAACUAUUGAACAUUUAGAGCAAGACGAAAGUGAUAUUAACUGGUUAACACCAGAUGAUAAUUUACAAUCAGAAGUUGAGUCCAUGUGGACUCUACCAACGGACGAUAUUAAUGUAAUCGAUUAUGAAAUAGAUGGUGAUUCAGACAAGAAUCAACAACUAAAGACUGUGCUUUUAGAAGAGAUCUGGUCAGCUGUUCUAAGAUUUUUAAAUAAAAAAACAGAUAUGACUAAGGAAUCAAAUAACAAUAUAGAAAUGAACCAAACUAAACAAACAAACCUACCAACAUACUUUGGAGUUAGAGCUGCCCUUCGUGUAAAAAAAGUAAAUUUACAUCGUUUAGAAAAGAGAAACCAGUAUAUCGAUCUUAUAACUAAUCAAUCAGAAGAACUAGGAGAAGCUUUAGGGUCCGUCGUUUGGAGGAUAAGAUCAGAAGUAUGUGCACAAAAAAAAGCACUUGAAACGCCAAAUAAUUUACAAGAGUUUUACAAUGCAUUUCCUAAGCCUAUAAAAGAAUUAUUUAAUUAUUUUGUUAUUUUUAUUUUACAAAGAAAGUGGGAAGUAGUGCAAAGAAAAUUUGAACUACCACAAUCAUUAUCUAGUAAUGCUGAACAAUAUAGUUUAUUUGACGAGUAUGAGUUUCGAGUUGGAAUGUCAGACUUUACAAUAAAUGAACUUCAAAAAUUCGAAGAUAUUUUUAGUUCUCUUUUAGAUUCUGGUAAAAGUUUUGAUAUUUUUAUUUUAUGGCAAGAAAUUAAGAAGGAUAUUAAAAUAGGAUGCCAGAAUUCAUUAAUUCCAACAGAUAGGUCUUUAAAAUCUCGUGAAGAAGUACUUCGAAAUCUAACGAAUCAACUAUUAGAAGCAUUUAGUCUACAAGAUCCUACACAGCAUCAACUUUUUAAAGAAACAUCUCAAAAUACUAAUGAAGGGUUUCAACGCCUUUUUGAAUGUUAUGAUAUAGGAAAGGAUCAAUUAAAAAUUAUUUACAAACAAGACAUUGAAAAAUCAAUACCACGAGAUACAUCAGGCAGGCACGCCCAAAAU